AUUUUUAUAGAAACUUUAACUUUAUUUUGGAGUAUUUCGUAUAAAAUGGAUGCUAAACAGCCAGUAAAACUGGCAAGAGUAACUAAAGUUAUUGGUAGAACUGGAAGUCGCGGAGGAGUCACUCAAGUGCGAGUUGAAUUUAUGGAUGAUACAACAAGGAGUAUUAUCCGUAAUGUCAAAGGCCCAGUUCGAGAAGAUGAUAUAUUAUGCCUACUUGAAUCAGAGAGAGAGGCACGGCGACUAAGAUGAAGAAGGAGGGGAUAUAAAGAUGAAUAAGUAUUUUGUUUGAUAGAAG
Pneumocystis carinii B80 is the source of this 295-nucleotide messenger RNA. Its product is annotated as 40S ribosomal protein S28. The record is from RefSeq and is a predicted model, not a curated record. NCBI's taxonomy places the organism in Eukaryota, Fungi, Ascomycota, Pneumocystomycetes, Pneumocystales, Pneumocystaceae. Gene Ontology annotation, molecular function: structural constituent of ribosome. Gene Ontology annotation, cellular component: cytosolic small ribosomal subunit; ribosome. The coding region runs from base 46 to 249 and encodes 67 amino acids. The transcript has 3 exons. Gene Ontology annotation, biological process: translation; ribosomal small subunit assembly; maturation of SSU-rRNA.